AACUAGGUAAUUACAGUUUAUAGCUGUUUCCAAAACAGAGGUCCUAAGGGCCAUGGAAGCAGAGCUCUUUCUCACCUUCGAAGGUAAAUAUUGAGUAGAGAAUAGAGAUUAUGCAAGGAGGGUUUUGAGAUAGGGAGAGGGGGAGACAGAAAAAUGGAUCAACAGCAAUUGCUCUUACAACACCAACAACAGCAAUUUCUCUUGCUACAACAAUUACAGAAGCAAGCCCAACAGCAGCAGCAGCAUCAACAAGCGGGAGCCAUUGCACGAUUUCCUUCCAACAUCGAUGCCCACCUCCGCCCCCCGGGUCUCCAUCGUCCUCUCAAUCUCCAACAGCAAAACCCUAACCCUAAUUCUAAUCCCCAUUUGCAGCAGCAGGGAUCCAAUUUGGGCCCAAAUACGCAGCAACUGCAGCAUUCUGAGCAGCAGCAGCAGCAGCAGCAAAAACAACAGCAGCAGCAGGGGAUCCGGCCUCCUGUGAACCAGGUUGAGCUCCAGAUGGCUUACCAGGACGCUUGGCGUGUCUGCCACCCGGAUGUGAAGAGGCCAUUUUCUUCGCUAGAGGAUGCCUGUGAAAGAUUACUACCUUAUCAUGUAGUAGCAGACUAUGAAGCGGAGGAGGAUGAUAGAAUUCUCGAUUCUGACACAACAGGUCAAAUCCCUUCUCGAAUUCAGCAAUGGGAUUUCAAUAUUGCAGCCAAAGUUGCAGAAUUCACAGGCACAUUUGAGAAACAGGCCCUAGCUUUCAAUAUAAUAAGCCGCAAGCGAGCACUGGGGGAAUUCCGGUCUGAAGAGAGAUUGAUGAUUGAGCAGAUUCUUCUCCAGGAGGAGAAGCGGCAAUUGUUUGAGCUGAAAACAGAAAUGGAAAAAGCUGGUAGGGAGGCUCAGUUGAGAAUGGCAGCCAUCGCCCAGGCGGAGCAAGGUCGUGCAGAACCACAUGGUCAUUCUGAAAUGAUGUCUCGUGCUCCAAUACGGACAAGUGCCCUUGGAUCACAAGGCAAUAAUGUUCGAAUUAGUCAUGACAUGGGAGAGCAGGAACAUGGUGGAAACCCUGAUCAGAUGAUGAAUGGCUGGGGAAACAAUGCACCGAAAGAUGAGAAGGAACCAUCUGAAGAUUUCUUAAACGAUGAGGAGACUGAAAAUGGAGAGACUGAUGCCCAGGGCAAAUGGCGAGAAGUUGGGGAAUUUGAUCUGAACUCCAGAUGAAUAAUGAAGAUGCUGAACAAGAAAAAGAAAAUGUCAUUGGAGGAUCAUGGAACUACUUUCAUGGCAGGAGAACUGAGAAGAACUGCACUCAAAUAGUGAUUUUCUCUCACAGUGGAAAGGACGAAGGAGAAAAUAAGAAGGCAGCUUGCUAAUAUAUUGCAGUGAAUAGAAUUUUUCUUAGUAGCUGGAAAACUUCGUAGUUCCUUGUUGUACAUUUACCAGUUGCUGAGACUAUUGCUUGCCCUCCUAAUUCUAAGUGUAAUACACAAGUUGUCAUUUAUUGUACACCUAAAAUGAUGAAGGAUGAUGAAACUGCUUUUUUUAUUAUUAUUAUAAUUUUAAUUGAGAUUUGAAUUUUAAAUUAAUUUUUAAGGAAAA
This is a messenger RNA of Manihot esculenta (cassava), 1584 nucleotides long. Its product is annotated as putative mediator of RNA polymerase II transcription subunit 12. The coding region runs from base 154 to 1206 and encodes 350 amino acids. The record is from RefSeq and is a predicted model, not a curated record. Lineage: Eukaryota; Viridiplantae; Streptophyta; Magnoliopsida; Malpighiales; Euphorbiaceae. Gene Ontology annotation, biological process: positive regulation of DNA-templated transcription. Gene Ontology annotation, cellular component: SWI/SNF complex. The transcript has 2 exons.